Molecule: messenger RNA, 595 nt
Organism: Paramecium primaurelia
Lineage: Eukaryota; Ciliophora; Oligohymenophorea; Peniculida; Parameciidae
Source: the annotation of a GenBank genome assembly
GGAACCUAGAGAAAUAGAUCCAGCACCUGAAUAUAAAUUACCAGGAUUUCAUGAUUUAAAAACAUUAAAUGAUUGGAUGCAUUUUAAUUAAAAUAUAUUAAAUGUAUAUUAUUUAUUAUUAUUAUAUUAGUGUGGUAGAUUAGUACAUUUAAUACCUUCUGAAUUACCUGAAGGUGUUGAACCAGAAGCUUAUUAAAAAUAAAUAGAAGCUGCGGAUCCUUUUGAAAAUAGAUUAAAACCUAUUUCAAAUGAUAAAAUAUAAAAUAAUAAACCAGCUUGGAAAAUUAGAAUUGUUGGUGAUACAACUGAUUAUAAUCCUUUAGCCAAAGACACUAAUAAUAAAGUUAAUAAUGGUGUUAUUAUUAUUAAAUCUUUAGUUUGGCCAGGAUUAGUAACUGUCUAUUCUGUAAUAAUCUAUUUUAAUUUAUAAUAGAACAAAGUAUUAUCACAAUUAUAUUAUGGUUAUGGAUUUAAGGCAACAAAUAAUCAUUUCUAUCCUAAAUAACCAUAAUAAGUUUAAUAAGAAUAACCAGAUCUUCCAGAAUAACCAGAACCCAAUUUCCCAGCUGAAGUCCCUUAAUAACAAUAAGAUUGA